Mesorhabditis belari is the source of this 4218-nucleotide messenger RNA. The record is from the annotation of a GenBank genome assembly. Lineage: Eukaryota; Metazoa; Nematoda; Chromadorea; Rhabditida; Rhabditidae.
AUGAUCAAGUCGGAAAUCAAAGAGGAACCGCCUGAGCUGCAAAUAAAACCGACGAAGACGCGAAAGAGAAAGCUUCCGGUUAUUAAACAGGAAACGAAACGACGACGAUUCGCGUUAGUAAAAGAAGAGGAUGAGCGAAGCAUUUUGACGGUGCUUGCAGAAGUGACAAAAUCGUUACAAGAUGGGGAUCGGUCGUUGGCAUUGAUACAACUGCGCGAGUUCUCGUCGGAGCAUUUUUUGACAAAACUCGACACAUCGAUGAUGUAUCCACUUUUAAGUACCCUCCUCAAUGCUGCGAAAAUCUCGACGUUUGAUGAUGUGACACUUUUGCUACUGAAAUCGCUUCAUCAAAUCGUUCAACGAUGCAGUCGGUCCAAUUACAAUCUGCUGCUGAUACAGCUUUUCAACGAGAAAGACUUCUUCACGAAAUCGAUACUGGAUUCGAUUUUGCUGAACAUCUGCGAGGUUGCUAUAAGAAAGCAAUUUCUAAGUUCCCAAGGUGUACCACCACAGUUAUGGAUGGUAUAUUCGAGAGCCUUGUGCGCACGAGAUGAUGCUUAUAAAAGGAUAUCAGCAAUUCGUUUCAGUUUGGCUUGCAAUAUUGGAGUUAAACGUACGGAGAAGAACGCCGAAGUUCAGGCAAUGCUAUCGAAAAUGAUGAACGAUCGAGACCCAAGGGUACGCGUCACUGCUUUAAAUGGGCUCCGCGAAAUUUUCGAUCGAUUGCAUUUAUUUUCGCAUCAAUUGUAUGAAUUGGUGAAAAAGAUGACUGAAGAUUUCUGUCCAAAUGUUCGACUAGAAGCGUUCAUUAUUAUAGCUCUUUUUGCGAAAAAGUUUACACAAGUGAAAGUUCACGAUAGGAAACGCAAGAAAAUAUUGUUGAGCGACGAUGCUUUUUCGACAGUCUGUCAAGGGAUCAACGAUAUGGAUAAACACGUGCGUGCCGAGACCGCAAAGCUACUUGGCGAUUUCGAAGUGGUGAGUGACGAUUAUUUGGAUCAAACGCUCGACAAGAAGUUGAUGUCUUCCACAAAGACGGAACAUGGAGAAUCUGUGUUUAAAGUUAAAGAAAGUCGAUUUGCUAUCACGAAAGGACAACAAUCAAUGAGAGGAAGAGGAAGUUGGAGAAUGCAAAAUGCAAAUGAAAGGCAACGAAGACAUCACGGCGAUUGGAGUUCCGGGAAAAAGCUUCACGAAUCGGCACCAGAAGAUAAAAGAAGAGAAGAGGAAGAAACAGCCGAAAUAAUGUCUCAAGGUGCCUGUGGAGCUUUUGUAACGGCGCUAGAAGACGAAUAUAAAGAAGUCCGACAAGCUGGCGUCUAUUCAUUGGGAAAAUUGGCUGCGAAUCGCCCUUCUUUUGCGUUGACUGCUUUGGAUCAUUUAGCCGAUAUGUUCAAUGAUGAAAUUGCGCAGGUGCGAAUUGAUGCGAUUCGUGCUUUGACACCCUUGGUCGUUCAUGGACAAUUGAAGAAAGAGCAAUUGAAUACGAUAUUGAAAUGUCUUGAGGAUGCAUUGCCGGAGACAAGACAAAGUUUACGGACGAUUCUGGUCAUGGGAGAUUUUGCGGAUGUGGAUUGUUUACGCGUCUCGGUUCGAGCCUUGAUGGUCAAUAUGAGACGUUUUCCGCAAGAUCGACGUCAAGUUUUCAAAUGCCUUUCCGCUUUGGGUGUUCGUCACGCGGUGAUGGUUCAAGCUGUCGUGAUGGAGCUGCUAGAUUUUGAUCCAACUUUUGAGCCCGUCGAACAUCACGUCAAUGAUCUUGAAUAUCUCGCGAAAGCUUUCCUUAUUCUAUCGGCCGCUUCUAUUCACCCACCUGUUUUAUCGAUUCUUCCGGCCUACGUCAUUCGGCACUACAAAUAUUUGCGAGUUUCCGAGCCGGAUUUGGUGCCAGUAAUAAAAAGUGUUGACGGAUUUGAGCAUGUGGAGAAUCAAUUGCGAAUCGAUGCCUUUCGGAAAGAGUGGAGUCAUGAGAAGAGCGAAGUGCUUGAGAGAACUUAUGAACGACUGGUCAGUGUUGAGAAGGAAGCCGAUAAUUUAACGCGAAAUUUAUUACGGAGGCUAAUCAUUGAAGAUGUAUCGAGAAUCUCCGAGUUCAAUGCCCCACUUUCUGGUGGUGCUCGUUUCAUCGCGACAAUGGCGCAGACUUGCAUCGGUUUGGAAGCUGCAAUUCAACAAUUAAUGUUUGGUGGUAAUGCCAUUGCGACAGCUAAACAUAUUGAUAAGGAGUUGGCUCAAGUGAUGGCGAUUUUCUCUCAAUUUACCGGUCUUCCCAACACAAUUCUUGCCUAUCUCUGGGAGUCCGUUCUGCACUUGAUGCUAAUGAAGUUGGUAAUUCCGAUGUUCUCGCAAGGCAACUCGAUGACGCACAUGGACAAAUUGAAAGAAAUCGUAAAAGAGAUGGGAAUAAUCCUGAAAAAUGGGAAGAUUGCCGCUAGUCCAUUGCUGUAUUCCACGUUGGAGACCGUGAGUCAGAUCGCAGAAGGUGAACAAAAGGAGAAACUGUCGGGACUUGCACAAAUAUCGAAAAUACUCAUGGAGAAACCCCCGAAAUUGCCCACCGUUUUCCGAGAGGCAAAAACGAUAAAAGUGAAGUGGGCAACUAUCAGCGAACCGAGCAAAGAACGAAGCACGGAACGUGUACAUCGAUUUGUCGCUGGAUUACCGACAGCCAUUCCAUUCAGUGCUCAACUGCACAAUCUCGAGCCAAAAGAUGCCGAGAGGAUUCGAAUUAAAGUCUCCUAUCCCAACUUGACCGAAAGCCUGUUCAAGCCAAGAGCCGCGCACGUUUUUGCUGGUGAAAAUGGAGUUUAUCACUUGAAUACAGAGGUUCUCAUCACUGCACCAGCUGGUUGGGCGGAUUCAGCGGAGAUCCGGCUCACUGUCGCAUUGGCACCACAAACAACCAAUCUCUCAAUGUUUUCUCAAUAUUGCACUGUUCUAUUUUCUCAUCCGGGAUGCGCUGAGGAGGCAUUCGCGCAAGAAUACAUCAUUUUAUCGCACGUUUCCUACGGAAUAAUGGGGGCAGGCGAUUUCAACGCGGAAUGGCUCUCAACGACGAGCGCAAAGCUUACACAAGUCACCCGCUUGUAUCCGGCGAUUCUCGGAAACAUUUGCCUCACCGUCGCCAUUUGGAUCUUUGUCUACGAUUUGAAACAAGAUCCCAAACUCAUUCCGGUAUACCUUCUAAGCAAAGAGACGAAUUUCACAACAAAUAACGAGUUUCUCGAUGGACUGCUCAAUGGCUUCAACUCGAUUCUGCUUAUCGCGAUGAUUUCUUUUGUGAUGCUCAUGUUUGUGAUCUUCAAUUUUAAAACUCUCGUACAGUGUUGGUUAUCGAUGGCUUCGCUUCUUGUGCUUUGGGGUCUCUUUCCGACUGUGUUUCAUGAUGCGUUGGCCAAAUGCGGUUUCGAGAAUGAAGUGAGGAUAGCUGUGACAGUGAUUGCGACAACGAUUUACGCGGGCGUUGGAACAAUGGUGUUUCUGACAAAUCACAUGCCAUUGUCGCUACAUCAGGUGUACGUGAUCAUCAAUUGCUCGUUUAUCUCACUUUUCUACCUUCGCGCCUUUCCCGAUCACACGAUUUGGUUCGUUCUCGCGAUGAUCGUUGCUUGGGAUAUCUUUGCCGUACUCUCACCGAUAGGACCCCUGAAAAUGGCACAGCAAAAAGCUGGUGAUUACAGUAAUACGGUGUUAAAAAUGUUGAUGUUCGAGACGAAGAAAGAAAUCGUAGUACAGGGACAAAAAGAGACACCCACUGAGGAGCAAGCUGAGAUCAGCCAUGAUAUUGAUGACGUACAAACAGCGGAGAGUAUUUCACAGGAGGAACUCUUCGAGAUGUUGAAAAAAAGCAAGACGGAAAUGGAGAAAAACGAUGAGGAGAAGAAAGAAAUGGAAAUGAAAACGGAAGAGGAGACACCGAAAGAACGAAGCGCUGAAGAGGCACUCGCUGAUUCGAAUUCACUGCACCUCGGGAUGGGCGAUUUUGUCUUCUACAGUGUCCUCGUCGGAAAAUCGUUGGCAACUGGCGGUCCGAUGUGUGCAAUUGCGUCAUCUCUUGGCGUUUUGGUUGGUUUCUUCCUUACCGACACGAUGCUUUCAACAAAUGACUCAACUUAUCCGGCUCUACCCGUUUCGUUAUGUCUGGGACUUGUGCUUCACCUCGCCACUUUGCUUUUCGCCGAACCGCUUCUCAAAGAAUUACCUUCACAUUUUCUGCUU